UUAGUUGGCAUCGGAGCCUCUUUCCUCUUCCCAAUUGGACCACCCAUGCGUUCACUUGGCCCCGCCUCCUUCACCAACAGUCUCCUGCCACGUCAUCAAAGCGGGCCGUUGCGGACAGCCGAGCUGGGCCCCCCGCAACAGGUCCCGUCGUCACAGGCCAGCGACGUGCGUCGGACUCGCGUGCCUUCUACUCCCAGCGGACACCAAAACCACCACCACCAACCUCAGCUAAAGCAGACGCCGCUGCCAGCAUCGAACGGGCACCCCCAAAACCCUCCCUCUUCGACCCGCCCUCUCUCCCGUCUCAGAUCUCAGUCCAAGGAGGGUACCGCCCCCCACUCCCCCCUUCCACUUUCUCAUUCGCCCUUUCGGUGUCGAAGCCCUAACGUACGUUCAUCCUGCCGCCUCCGAUCCGCAGAUCUCCACCGCCCCCGCCGCCUCCCUCAACGCCCCUCAGGAUCGACGAUAUGGCGAAGCAGAGACAACUUUUUUCCACUCACGACGCGUCUCCAAGAUCCUUCAAAAGUAGGGAGUGGGAUAGCAUGUCUAGAUGGUCAGAGUACAUUAGUCUCGAAGAAUUCCCUUCUUCGACACCUAUGAACGGGAGAAGUUUAGGUUCCGAUGCGCCACCCAACUCUGGAACUGUCCCAAAGGUUCUACACAUGGAAUGGGUGGUCCAACUUUCGAAGGUUGCAGAAGGUUUAUUAGCUAAAAUGCAUAGACUAAACCAUAUCUUGGACAAACCAGAUCUGGGGUCACACACAUUUUCCGAUGCUUUUUGGAAAGCUGGAAUAUUUCCCAAUUUUCCAAGAAUCUGCAUGCUUGUGUCAAAGAAGUUCCCUGAACAUCCUAACAAAUUACAGCUAGAACGAGUUGAUAAACUUGCAAUGGAUACUCUGACUGAAAAUGCACAAGAUUAUUUUCAGAAGCUAGAACCUUGGGUCAUGCUGCUUCUUGACCUGAUGGCAUUUCGGGAACAAGCUCUGCGUGUUAUUUUGGAUUUGAGCAGUACAGUUAUCACAUUGUUGCCCCAUCAGAACUCUCUGAUUUUGCAUGCAUUUAUGGAUCUCUUUUGUUCAUUUGUCCGUGUAAAUCUUUUCUCUGAUAAGAUACCUAGAAAAAUGAUGCUCCAGCUGUACAACAUGUUGCACACGAUAUUAAAAGGUGGUCGUGAUUGUGAAUUCUACCAUCGAUUGGUUCAGUUUGUGGACUCUUACGAUCCACCAGCGAAAGGAUUGCAAGAAGACCUAAAUUUUGUCAGCCCCCGUAUUGGAGAAGUUUUGGAGGCUGUGGGUCCCAUUAUAUUUCUUUCUACUGAUACCAAAAAAAUGAGAAAUGAGGGAUUUCUAAGUCCCUUUCACCCUCGUUAUCCUGACAUACUAACCAAUUCUGCUCACCCGAUGAGAGCUCAAGACUUGGCAAAUGUUACUUCAUACAGAGAAUGGGUCUUGUUUGGUUAUCUCGUCUGUCCUGAUGAACUUCUUCGUGUUACUAGCAUUGACAUUGCUAUGGUUGUAUUGAAGGAGCAUUUAGUUCUUACAUUGUUUAGAGAUGAGUAUGAACUAUUACAUGAAGAUUAUCAGUGUUAUGUUCUGCCAAGGAUUUUAGAAUCCAAGAAAUUGGCCAAAUCUGGACGCGCAAAACAAAAGGAGGCAGAUCUGGAGUAUAAUGUUGCAAAGCAAGUUGAGAAGAUGAUAAGUGAAGUACAUGAACAAGCACUCACAUCGUGUAAUGCCAUACACCGAGAACGGAGAAUUCUACUGAAACAGGAGAUUGGAAGAAUGGUUCUUUUUUUCUCUGAUCAACCAAGUUUGUUAGCCCCUAAUAUUCAGAUGGUCUUCUCUGCUCUUGCUUUAGCUCAGUCUGAGGUAAUUUGGUACUUCCAGCAUGUUGGAAUUCCAUCCUCAAAGUUCAAAUCAGUACGGGCAAUACCAAUUGAGAUUGAUGCAGCAGAUCCAACUAUUGGUUUCCUGCUAGAUGGAAUGGACAAGCUUUGCCAUUUGGUUCGCAAGUAUAUGGCUGCGAUAAAAGGUUAUGCAUUAUCAUAUUUAUCAUCUUCUGCUGGAAGAAUCCGGUUUUUACUUGGCACUCCUGGUAUGGUGGCACUUGACAUAGAUUCCACAUUGAAGAACCUCUUUCAGCAAGUUGUUCAUUGCCUUGAAAAUAUACCAAAGCCUCAAGGAGAAACAGUCUCAUCCAUUACGUGUGAUUUAUCUGAUUUGCGCAAGUACUGGUUAUCAAUUUUGAUGAUAGUUACAUCUUCACGAUCAUCUAUAAACAUUAGACACCUGGAGAAGGCCACAGUAUCCACGGGGAAGGAAGGGUUAUUAUCAGAAGGAAAUGCUGCAUAUAACUGGUCCAGAUGUGUUGAUGAACUUGAAAGCCAACUCUCCAGACAUGGAAGCCUUAAGAAGUUGUACUUCUAUCACCACCAUCUUACAGCUGUGUUUAGGAACACAAUGUUUGGGCCUGAAGGACGUCCACAGCAUUGUUGUGCAUGGCUUGGAGUUGCUAGCAGUUUUCCAGAAUGUGCAUCCGCGAUAGUUCCUGACGAGUUGAAUAAAGUGGGGAGAGAUUCCAUAUUAUAUGUUGAGUCCCUUAUUGAAUCCAUCAUGGGUGGACUGGAAGGUCUCAUCAAUAUUCUGGAUUCAGAAGGUGGAUUUGGCUCAUUAGAAAUGCAGCUUGUUCCUGAGCAAGCAGCAUUUUGUUUGAACAAUGUACUAAAAGGUUCAACCGCCUCCUUUAAAUCACCUAAAGGAUGGUCUAUGCAAAAACCAGGAUCUGAGAGUUAUCCAGAAAACACCAGUUCUGUGAAAAUGUUGGAAGCUGCCAUGCAGAGGUUAACAAAUCUUUGUUCUGUCUUAAAUGACAUGGAACCUGUAUGUGUACUCAAUCAUGUUUUUGUUCUGCGUGAGUACAUGAGAGAGUGUAUCCUUGGAAACUUCAGGAGAAGGCUACUUGCAGUUAUGAUAACUGAUAAUUUCCUACAGCGUCCAUCAAUUAUUGAGUCUCUCUUACAAAGACACAUUGGCAUCAUCCACAUGGCAGAGCAGCAUAUUAGCAUGGACAUUACUGAAGGCAUUCGUGAGGUGCUGUUGACAGAGAGCUUCACUGGACCUGUUUCUUAUUUACAGAAAUUUGAAAAACCUACAGAGAUGCAGACUGGAUCUGCCAUAGAAUUGGUUGGCAACUGGUAUCUUGAGAACAUUGUUAAGGAUAUCUCUGGUGCUGGAGUUUUGUUUAUUCCAAUCCGUCACUGCUUCAAGAGCUCACAAGUAAUAGGUGCAUGCACAGCAGAGUCAUAUACUGAUGUACGUGAACUUAAAGCCCUCAUUCGUAUUUUUGGUGGUUAUGGAUUUGACAGAAUUGACAGGUUGUUAAAAGAACACACAGCUGCAUUAUUGAACUGCAUCGACACCGCUUUGCGAUCAAACCGUGAAGCCCUAGAGGGUCUUGCUGGAAGUGUAAAUUAUGGUGACCGGAUUGAAAGAGAAGCAAACAUAAAGCAAUUACUUGAUUUAGACACACUAGUUGGAUUCUGUAUUCAGGCUGGGCAGGCAGUAGCGUUCCAUAAGUUGCUUGUUGAGGCUGCUGGAGCAGUUCUAGAAGAAAAUGCACCUCUUAUUUUUUCUCUGUUACGUGGGGUAGCUAAGCAGUUACCUGUUGAUAUACCUGAGAAGGAUGAUAUUACGAGGUUGAGAAGGUUGGCAAAUAUGGUAGGUGCAGAUGAGGAUCAUGAUACUGAGUGGAUCCAUGCAAUCAUGGCCGAAGUGGGUGUUGCCAAUGAUAGUUCUUGGAGCUUUCUUCCCUAUCUUUGUUCUGCAUUUAUGGCAUCUAACAUCUGGAGCAUGACAACAUAUAAUGUUAAUACUGGGGGAUUCAACAACAAUGUUCACAGUCUAGCAAGGUGCAUCAAUGCUGUGAUUGCAGGAAGUGAGUAUGUUAGGAUGGAAAGAGUACAACAGCCAAGGUCUCUUUCCAAUGGGCAUGCUGGAGAAAUAUCAGAGCCAGAAACACUAAACCGCAUGUCGGUUGAGGCAAAUAUAAAGUCUGCAUUGCAAAUCUUUGUUAAGUGUUCUGCAGGGAUUGUACUGGAUUCAUGGAGUGAAAAUAGCAGGACAUAUAUUGUACCAAAACUGAUAUUCUUGGACCAGCUUUGCGAGCUCUCAAGAUACCUUCCUAGAAGCACCCUUGAAAUUCACAUACCUUACACAAUUCUGCGCUCAAUAUAUAGGCAGCACUAUGGAAAUUCAGCAACUAUGAUUACAGAAUUGCUCGCACCAUCGCCGAGACAGUCACCCCUUAUUUCUCUAACACAUGCAUCUCCUGCUGUGAGGCCACACCGAGGUGAUUCCACUCCCAUGUCAUAUGAUCCAGGUUACUUGAGUUCCUCUAUCCAUAGGCAUGACGAUGCUCACGAAGGUGAUAGCUUGCGGCUAAAAACUAGCGAUAAACAGCAGCGUAACACAAGAAACUCAGGACCACUGGAGUAUAGUUCAAGCCGAAAAGUGAAAUUUGCCGAGGGUUCCAGUUCUGGUGGUCAGGGCCCGAGCCCAUUGCUGAGAUUUGCAGUGUCAAGAUCUGGUCCGCUUUCAUACAAGUAGAAGGAAAGAGAGACAUCUGUUAUGUAUUGUUGUUAAGAACAUCUGACAGUUUGAUGUAUUGUUAGGAUAUACAGAAAUAUACCAUUUGGUUAUUCGUCUAUUGUUGAAAUCCACAUAACCAGAUGAUGAAAAAUAGGACAAAUCGACAAUAGCUUGCGUAGUGAUUGGGAAAAUUUGAAAAAUGUACUUCUGAUUAUAUUAGUUGCUGAUCAUGUAAAUUUAAGUUGAUUCCAUGUGCGUAAAAUUUCCUGCAUUGGACUCCAA
Messenger RNA from Musa acuminata subsp. malaccensis (wild Malaysian banana), 4868 nucleotides. Its product is annotated as probable protein NAP1. The record is from RefSeq and is a predicted model, not a curated record. Gene Ontology annotation, biological process: cell projection assembly; cell morphogenesis; cortical actin cytoskeleton organization. Gene Ontology annotation, cellular component: SCAR complex. Lineage: Eukaryota; Viridiplantae; Streptophyta; Magnoliopsida; Zingiberales; Musaceae.